UGUCUCGUGAUCAAAAAAAAAAAUUUAGUCAACAAAUAAUCGGUUAUCUCGUAAUUAACAACAAACAAAAUAUUACUACAUAAUUACUGAACCCUAGUAAGUAUCAUCAUUACUCAAUACAUUGUGUACGUUUAUCAUAAAUUUAUCAGUCGGCCGGUGCUGCCACCUCGUGAUCGUGUCCUAUGUCCAGCUGCUGCUUGCCUGUAGAAUAAAAAAACAAAAACAAAAAAUAAAAUGAAGAAAAAAAUAUGUGACGUAGAAUGACCUAGAGUAAUAUUGAAGUCUGUAAAUUAUCAACUGAAACUUGACCUGUAAAGACAAUCAAAGUGCGCUUUUAAAAAUCAAAAAUACAUUCAAAUAAUAAUAAGCUGAUAUUAAGUAUGAAGUUGCAGUUGGAUGGAAAAUUAGAAAGUAAAAUGGACCGGGUAAUAUUGAGAAUAAACCAAAAUGGCCAUCAGUUGACACCAACGUGAAAGAUAAUUAAGUCUGGACUGGAUAUAUUUAUAAAUAGCGGAUGGACGUGAUGGAAGUUGGCGAACUAGAUGAUAUCGAUGGAUGCUGCUAUCGUGGAGAAGGGAAUGCCAACUUGGUCAUAUCACUUCCAGCUGCCAGAAGCGUGCUGCGAUUUCGUAAAAUAAAAUCACCAGACGAAUUACCAGCCGAUGGUGGAAGAUCACGAGUUGAAUUUGAGUACAAAUUUUACAAGGAAAUAAUUACUAAGUACCUGGGUAAUUUUGUUAAGGAGCCAAAAAUUAUAAAAUGCCAUCCUAGAGACAUACCGCACUGGAAUAAACGCAUCGAACCUCAUCGAUCAGGUCACCGUCGUCACAAGAGUUUGUUCGAGGAAUAUGGAACUAUACUUCCAGACUACACAUUAUUGCCGUUAGAACUCGAAGGAAAGAUACGAGGGGAGAAGCCGACGUUCUGCGUUGAGAUAAAACCUAAACAAGGCUUUAUGCCGGAGGCUGAUCGCCACGUACAGAGAUGUCCUUACUGCGUCAAUCAAUUUUAUAAGCUCGCUAAGAAAACAAUAUCAAGACGCAGCGGUUACUGUCCAUGUGACCUCUUUUCUGGUGAUACAAGUAGAGUGAAACGUGCGAUUGAUGCACUAGUAGAAACACCGCAGAAUAAUUUCAUCGUCUUUAAAAAUGGGCAGCGUGUCUGGGCCGAGGGAUAUGAGCGUAUGGAAUUGGAGCGGUUGUUAGCCGAAUGGUUUUCAAACGGCUCGUCUCACGAUAUACAACGGCUCUAUGAGGACUUGAGUCACCUCCUUUCCGAGGCGCUGCUUCGUGAGUUUCCCGUAGGCAAAGACGAUGAUGAUGAUGAUGAUGAUGAUGCUCCUACUUCCUUGUUGGAUCCAAUUAAACAAGUUCAAGCGGUACCGGUUCUGGUGGAACAGCAGCAUCAACUCGAUCGUGAGACGAUAAAUAAAGCUGCUAUUCAUUUUAAUUUACUAAACGAGGCAUGUGAUUUUCCUCGUGGAAAUUUACCUCGGGGCUCGGUGCUAAAUUGUAUUUAUCGUAUGCAACAAUUGCAUUGUAUCAGCAGCGAUAUCGUUUAUGCAAUCUACUCAAUGUAUUCAUCGAUUGUGGAUGAACAAAUGGUUUAUUUUCCAAGUACCGACACAGCAAAACAGUCCUUCUCCUCCACCUCUACCAGCGAGCGCAUUUGUAAUGACAAGCCGUUAAAUAAAACCACAAUUGCACUUUUGCGUAAUUAUUUGUUAUUCAGCAUCGCACGGGACUGUUCCAUUCUUUUAUCUUUUCGAGAAAUUGAUUCAGAGAGUGCAAAAAAUAUUCCAAGUGAGCACGUCAUUGAGUUUUCACAGCAACAACGCUACUUUUCAUUCAGCAUCGGUAUCACGGAUGUGGAUCCGAAGAAUCUUAAUCGCAUUGAAAAACAUCGCGAGCGUACAAUCCGUGCCUUGAACUCCGUAACAGUUGACUGAAGAUCAACAUCAGCAUCAUCAUUUUGCUACAAAAACAAAACACGGCUGCAUAAAUUUUAACAAUGGAGCAUUUCUUACUCAAAAGCUGUGAUUAUCCAGCGUUCAAUGCACACUCCCCCCACAGCGCAUCAAAUAAUAACUUUUAUAAUGAUAUACCACAUGUUAAUGUAAAAUGUAUCACUAUGAUAUGUAGCAACCAGUUGAUAAAACAAAAAAAUAUAAUGCCAAUAAAUCAUUCAUGUCAUUCAUCAUUCAUCUGAUAAUGUGUA
Molecule: messenger RNA, 2217 nt
Organism: Microplitis demolitor
Lineage: Eukaryota; Metazoa; Arthropoda; Insecta; Hymenoptera; Braconidae
Gene: Ipk1
Product: inositol-pentakisphosphate 2-kinase
Exons: 7
Coding region: 515-1948 (477 amino acids)
Biological process (GO): inositol phosphate biosynthetic process
Cellular component (GO): nucleus
Molecular function (GO): inositol-1,3,4,5,6-pentakisphosphate 2-kinase activity; ATP binding
Source: RefSeq, a predicted model, not a curated record